Messenger RNA from Nothobranchius furzeri (turquoise killifish), 1211 nucleotides. It is a transcript of the gene gosr1, whose product is annotated as golgi SNAP receptor complex member 1. Gene Ontology annotation, molecular function: SNAP receptor activity. The record is from RefSeq and is a predicted model, not a curated record. NCBI's taxonomy places the organism in Eukaryota, Metazoa, Chordata, Actinopteri, Cyprinodontiformes, Nothobranchiidae. Gene Ontology annotation, biological process: endoplasmic reticulum to Golgi vesicle-mediated transport; vesicle fusion. Gene Ontology annotation, cellular component: Golgi medial cisterna; SNARE complex; cis-Golgi network.
CCCUAUAUCGUGCGUCUCCUUACGUCACGUGACCUAAAAUUGAGGCUGACGUCGCAGAACAACAAAGAUGGCAGGAAUAGGAAGCAGCACUUACUGGGAGGACUUGAGAAAACAGGCAAGGCAGCUGGAGAAUGAGCUGGACCUGAAACUGGUCUCCUUCAGUAAACUUUGCACCAGCUACAGCAGCUCCAGGGAUGGACGUCGAGGAGAAACUUCAGACACCACCCCGCUACUAAACAACUCCAGCCAGGACAGGAUGUUCGACACCAUGUCUGUGGAGAUCGAGCAGCUGCUGGCCAAGCUGACGGUGGUAAACGACAAGAUGGCCGAGUACACAAACACCCCGGGAACAGCUUCUCUCAACGCUGCGCUGAUGCACACCCUCCAGAGACACCGAGACAUUCUGCAGGAUUACACGCACGAGUUUCACAAAACCAAAGGCAACUUUCUGGCCAUCCGAGAAAGGGAAGAUCUUCUAGGUUCUGUCAGGAAAGACAUCGAGUCGUAUAAAAGUGGUUCUGGGGUCAACAACAGAAGAACAGAGCUGUUUCUAAAGGAGCACGAGCAUCUGAGAAACUCAGACCGACUGAUGGACGACACAAUAAGCAUUGCCAUGGCGACCAAGGAAAACAUGACCUCCCAGAGGGGUGUGCUGAAAUCCAUACAGAGCAGAGUCAACACGCUGGCCAAUCGUUUCCCAACCAUCAACAAUCUCAUCCAGCGAAUCAACCUUCGAAAGAGGCGGGACUCUCUCAUCCUCGGCACUGUGAUCGGUGUUUGCACCAUUCUCCUUCUCCUCUACGCUUUCCACUGAAAACCUGUUUGGAUGAAACCUUUAAAGGCCGGAUUUACCUGUAGCGUGUGGAAACACCACCUCCGCUAUCGGAUGACCCUGGCGGGUCCAGCUUGCGUCAGAAACACGUUCACGCAGAGCCUGUAAUUUAACCGUGAAACAUUAAAAGGGCCGACGGGGGCUUCUCCUCCCACCAACGUGAAAAUGAGGACUGACCGUACUAAUAAAACCAGAUCUUUUUUUUUAAACAAUAUCCAGAAAAGAAGCUUUAGGAUGCAGAAAGAGACUGAAACUGGUGGGUUAUUUUUUUUGGGAAAUUGAAGGAUUUUUUUCUUUAAUGGACGGAGUGGGGUUGGUAAUUCAUCGAGCUGUUAAAAGUGAAUUAAUAAAUUAUUCAUAUCAGUAAUUGUUUUAAAAA